Molecule: messenger RNA, 351 nt
Organism: Cyclocybe aegerita
Lineage: Eukaryota; Fungi; Basidiomycota; Agaricomycetes; Agaricales; Hemipholiotaceae
Source: the annotation of a GenBank genome assembly
AUGGCUGCCCAUGACUCGAUCACAACCCAGUUCUGCAACAAGGCCAAGGUAGUGUUUGGGGACCAUGAUAGCUUUGGCCAGCAUGGAGGGAUGGCUGGGAUGUCGAGGGCGAUGGCGGUGGGUAUGGUUCUUGUGCUCAGCAUCUGGGACAAUCACACUGCAAACAUGCUUUGGCUUGACUCCAACUAUCCGACCAAUGCCAACCUGAACAAGCCGGGUAUCGCUCGUGGUACUUGCCUGACGACCUCUGGAGUUCCUGCAGAGGUCGAGGAGUUGGCUGCCAGCGUGACUGUCACACACUCCAACAUCAAGUUCGGCGACAUUGGGACGACUUACAGCGGAACGGUGUAG